Colletotrichum truncatum is the source of this 1482-nucleotide messenger RNA. RefSeq names its product major facilitator superfamily. Lineage: Eukaryota; Fungi; Ascomycota; Sordariomycetes; Glomerellales; Glomerellaceae. Gene Ontology annotation, cellular component: plasma membrane. Gene Ontology annotation, biological process: transmembrane transport. Gene Ontology annotation, molecular function: transmembrane transporter activity. The record is from RefSeq and is a predicted model, not a curated record.
AUGGCCGAACCCAAAGACGCCGGAGACAACGCCGGCACCGGCUCUGCCCCGGAGCCCCUGACGCUCCCGCUCGGGGAUGCUGCUAUAACGGAGCCAUAUAGCAUCUUCACUCGCAAAGAGAAAUGGUUUAUUGUAGCUAUGGUGGCGGCCGCAGGGUUCUAUAGUCCUUUGCCGGCGAACAUCUAUCUUCCUGCAAUCCCAAAACUGUCAGAAGCAUUUGGAAAGUCUGUAGAGCUUAUUAAUCUGACUGUUACCGCAUUUCUCGCAAUGCAGGGUAUAUCGCCCAUGCUUUGGGGUCCGCUUUCAGACCGCUAUGGUCGACGGCCAGUCUUUUUGAUUUGUCUCACGGUUCUUAUUGGGGCCUGCGUGGGCAUUGCUGUCUGUCCUACUGACGCGUUCUGGCUCUUGAUCGUCCUCCGGUGCCUCCAAGCGGCGGGUUGUGCGAGCACCAUUGCUCUGGGCGCUGGCGUGAUAGGCGAUAUAUCGACUCCAGAAGAAAGAGGUGGCUUCUUUGGGAUGUUUAAUCUGGGCCCUAUGCUUUCGCCUUGUAUUGCACCAGCAAUCGGUGGUGCAUUGUCAGACAAGCUGGGUUGGCGAUCAAUCUUUUGGUUUCUGAUCAUAAUGGCUGUAUGUUGCCUCUUCUUUAUUCUGCUGUUCCUGCCAGAAACCCUUCGCAACCUUGUUGGGAAUGGAGGCAUCGCCCUCGGAGGAAUCUACACUCCCCUGGUUCCAGUAGUAGGCAAAUCUCGUAAGAAGCAAAAGUCAUCUCCCUCAAAGUCUGGGGUUCGACCAACUCUCAAUCCUUUCGUAAUUCUUAUCUACCCAGAUGUUGCCAUCACUCUAGCCUUCACAGGUAUAGUAUACGCUGUCAAUAAUACUGUUGUCACAACUGUGGCAUCGUCUUUUGCUAGAGUAUAUCCUUGGCUAUCUGAGACGGCACUUGGAUUGUGCUACCUCCCGACGGGCUUUGGGAUGAUUGUUGGGAGCACACUUACUGGCAAGUUUCUUGACUGGGAAUACGCCCGUAUAAAGAAAAGAGUCGAAGAAGCCGACGGCGCUAUUGAUUUUCCAAAGGAGUAUGCGCGCCUGAGAACAAUGCCUGUGUUGCUAGUUCUUUUCUCAGGGGCGGUAAUAGCAUGGGGAUUUUGUGUGGACAAUGGUGUGCACAUUGCCGUGCCUCUGUGCCUACAGGUUGUUUUGGGAUAUACCUCGAUCUCAAUCCUUAACACUACAAUGACCCUAAUGAUCGACAUCUUGCAAACAAGAAGCUCGGCAGCAACUGCUUGUACAAACCUCGUCAGGUGCCUCCUUGCCGCUUUACUGGUGGCUUUGAUUGAUAGGAUGACUGCAGCACUUCGAGUGAGUUGGAGUUAUGUGUUACUAGGCGGAGUCUGCGCAUUGCUUCUCCCCUUGAUGUAUAUCGAAAUGAAGGUUGGGCCCAAAUGGAGGAUGAGGCGGGAUUUGAAGUCUAUAGAUGAAUAA